Molecule: messenger RNA, 567 nt
Organism: Parnassius apollo (apollo)
Lineage: Eukaryota; Metazoa; Arthropoda; Insecta; Lepidoptera; Papilionidae
Source: the annotation of a GenBank genome assembly
AUGACUCGUGGUGCCAAGACUGCCAGAGGUGGCGAGGAGAUUUGUGACCUAUUCUCAGAGCACUUUCAGUCAAUAUACGAUGACAUCGUCACCAAUUUGACAACCAAGUCAUCCAAUAUCAAUAAAACAGCUCUCCACAGUUGCGAGACCAGUCUGACCAUCAGCUCACUCACUGUCAGCGAAUACGAGGUAGAAAGAGCAUUGAUGGGAUUGGAUGGAAGCAAGGCUUCAGGAUUGGAUGGCUUGCCCCCGAUCAUUCUAAAGAAGUGUGCUGAGACACCCGGUAAGAUUCUAGAGUCAUUUAUUCAUAAAACAAUAUAUUGGCACGUCAAAGAACGCCUGCAUCCAAACCAACAUGGAUUUCAGCCUAAAAAGUCUACAACAUCUCACUUAGCCGGUUUUGUUAAUGAUAUUGCACGGGCACUGGAUAAGAAUAAACUGUGUACCUCACACAGUAUUUACACCGAUUUUAGCAAGGCCUUCGAUUUCAUCAACCACGACCUCCUCAUAAAGAAGAUCAUGCUAAUGGGGGACCAUGGUUCACUGCUGCGCUGGUGCGAUUCCUAA